Molecule: messenger RNA, 749 nt
Organism: Rhincodon typus (whale shark)
Lineage: Eukaryota; Metazoa; Chordata; Chondrichthyes; Orectolobiformes; Rhincodontidae
Product: limb region 1 protein homolog
Exons: 5
Coding region: 342-749 (135 amino acids)
Biological process (GO): signal transduction
Molecular function (GO): transmembrane signaling receptor activity
Source: RefSeq, a predicted model, not a curated record
CGUCCCGGGUGUCGAAGGAGGGGCAAGGCCAGCGCCAUUCUCAGCUUAUCGGUGGAAGCGAUCUAAGGAGCCCGCGUCGCAAUUCGUCGAUAACACCAGCCAAUGAGAGGCCUUGUUACUGUCAGGGCCGCCGUCGCAUAUUGAUGAAGAAAGAGAGACGUAUGAGGGGGAGAGAGAGUCGCUGAUGGUGUUGCGCCACCGUUUGAAAUAUAUUGGUGCUCGUUUUCUAGCACCCUUUGGUUAUUGCGUUUAUCGUUGUGUUUAUUUUCUUCCGCCUCCCCACGUUCGUUCCCCCCCCCCCGCCUUUUCUGCUUCUCAUAAAUGCUAAAUCUAAAUGAAGGAUGGAUACUGACGACGUGACGAUCAGAGAACAAAACUUUCGUAGCCAAAUCCGGGAGUACACAAUUUGUUUCCUUUUGUUUGCUAUUUUGUACACAAUCUCCUACUUCAUUAUCACCAAAUACAAAAGGAAACCAGACGAUCAUGAGGAUGAAGAUGCCAUCGUCAACAGAAUUUCGUUGUACCUGUGCACGUUUACUUUGGCUGUUUCAGCUGGUGCGGUCUUGCUAUUGCCAUUUUCAAUUGUCAGCAAUGAGAUCCUGCUUUCCUUUCCACAAAAUUACUACAUACAGUGGCUGAAUGGUUCAUUAAUUCAUGAGUUCUUCGAAGAUGUAACCAGCAAAGUGGAUAAUGAGGAUCCUGCAGAUGUCGUAUCUUGGUACUUCCAGGACGUACUGAUAACGUGCUGA